Molecule: messenger RNA, 3413 nt
Organism: Cavia porcellus (domestic guinea pig)
Lineage: Eukaryota; Metazoa; Chordata; Mammalia; Rodentia; Caviidae
Gene: Trpv5
Product: transient receptor potential cation channel subfamily V member 5
Exons: 15
Coding region: 214-2403 (729 amino acids)
Biological process (GO): calcium ion import across plasma membrane
Cellular component (GO): plasma membrane
Molecular function (GO): calcium channel activity; protein binding
Source: RefSeq, a predicted model, not a curated record
GAGCACCUCCCCUUCCAGAAAAAGUGCUUCUCCCUCUGCUGGAUGGCCAGUCCCUCAACACGAUCACUCUGCAUAAUCUACAUUGCACAAAUAUCAAGGAGAGUUAUAAUCACCCAGAGCCUGAUCUAGCAGAUCCGGCUUCUUCUCAGUUGCUACCUUCUCCACCUGCUCCUUUUAUCAGCUUCCAGUCACCUCCCAGUUCCUGCAAGAUACAUGGGGGCUAAAGGACCUUGGAUCCAGUUCCAGAAACUCCUAAGCUCCUGGCUGGUCAGAGAGCAAGACAGUGACCAGCAGCUGGAUGAGGCCUACAUGCUGCAGCAGAAGAGGAUACUGGAGUCUCCACUGCUUCAGGCAGCCAAGGAAAAUGACCUGUGUACCCUUAAGAGACUUCUGCAGGAUCAACGCUGUGACUUUCGACAAAAAGGAGCCCUGGGAGAGAUGGCGCUGCACGUAGCAGCCCUUUAUGACAACCUGGAGGCUGCUACACUGCUGAUGGAGGCCGCCCCUAGCUUGGUCAUGGAGCCCACCCUGUGUGAGCCAUUUGUAGGUCAGACUGCCCUGCACAUCGCUGUCAUGAACCAGAAUGUGAACCUGGUGCGUGCACUGCUCUCCCAUGGGGCCAGCGUCUCUGCAAGGGCUACAGGCCUUGCCUUCCAACAUAACCCCCAUAACCUUAUCUACUAUGGGGAGCACCCUCUGUCUUUUGCAGCCUGUGUGGGCAGUGAGGAGAUCGUGCGACUGCUCAUAGAGCACGGAGCUGAUAUCCGGGCCCAGGACUCCCUGGGGAACACAGUGCUGCACAUCCUCAUCCUGCAGCCCAACAAAACCUUCGCCUGCCAAAUGUACAACCUGCUGCUGUCCUAUGAUGGAGGGGACCACCUUCAGUCUCUGGAGCUCAUUCCCAACCACCAGGGCCUCACCCCCUUCAAGAUGGCUGGAGUGGAGGGCAAUACCGUGAUGUUCCAACACCUGAUGCAGAAGCGGAAGCGCAUUCAGUGGUCAUGUGGGCCCCUAACAUCCACUCUCUAUGACCUCACGGAGAUCGACUCCUGGGGAGAGGAGCUGUCCUUUCUAGAGCUUGUGGUCUCUUCUAAGAAGCGAGAGGCUCGCCAGAUCCUAGAACAGACCCCAGUGAAAGAGCUGGUGAACUUGAAGUGGAGGAAAUACGGACGGCCCUAUUUCUGCAUCCUGGGUACCUUGUACAUCCUCUACAUGAUCUGCUUCACCAUGUGCUGUGUCUAUCGCCCCCUCAAAUUCCGAGCUGACAACCGCACACAUUCUCGAGAUAACACCAUCCUCCAACAGAAACUACUGCAGGAGGCAUAUGUGACUUACCAGGACUACAUACGGUUGUCAGGGGAGUUAGUGUCUGUCACUGGAGCUGUGAUUAUCCUGCUUGUAGAGAUCCCAGACAUACUCAGGGUGGGUGCGUCUCGAUAUUUUGGACAGACGGUCCUUGGGGGCCCAUUCCAUGUCAUCAUCAUCAGCUAUGCCUCUCUUGUGCUGGUGACCAUGGCAAUGCGGCUCACCAAUGUGCAGGGGGAGGUGGUGCCCCUGUCCUUCGCCCUGGUGCUGGGUUGGUGCAGUGUCAUGUACUUUGCUCGAGGACUCCAGAUGCUGGGCCCCUUCACCAUUAUGAUCCAGAAGAUGAUUUUUGGAGACCUAAUGCGUUUCUGUUGGCUGAUGGCUACGGUCAUCCUGGGAUUUGCCUCAGCAUUCUUUAUCAUCUUCCAGACAGAGGAUCCAUCCAGUCUGGGGGAGUUCUCUAACUAUCCCACAGCACUGUUCAGCACCUUUGAGCUCUUCCUCACCAUCAUCGAUGGCCCUGCCAACUACAGCGUUGAUCUGCCCUUCAUGUACAGCAUCACCUAUGCUACCUUUGCUAUCAUUGCCACGUUGCUCAUGCUCAAUCUGUUCAUCGCCAUGAUGGGCGACACCCACUGGCGAGUGGCCCAGGAGCGAGAUGAGCUCUGGAGGGCCCAGGUCGUAGCCACCACAGUACUACUAGAAAGGAAGAUGCCCCGCUUCCUGUGGCCCCGCUCAGGGAUCUGUGGAUGUGAUUAUGGCCUGGGGGACCGAUGGUUCUUGCGGGUUGAAACCCACCAUGAUCAGAAUCCUUUGCGAGUGCUUCGCUAUGUGGAAGCUUUCAAAAACUCAGAGAAGGAAGAGGAGCAAGAGCAGCUUUCAGAGAAACAGCUCUCUGCAAAUGGGAGUGAGGCUCUGAGAAGACCCUCCCUGGCCCCCCAGGCCUCCUCUCUAUCCAGGAACACAUCCCACAGCAGCAGCAGUCACUGGGGCUGGGAGAUUGUUCGUCGAAACACACUGGGACACUUGAAUCUGGGACACUUGAAUCUUGGAUUAGAUGUUGGUGAGGGGGAUGGAGAAGAGGUGUUCAAUUUCUAAUUUGGAUCUUUGUUACUCAUGGUCUGAAUCAAGGUGGCCUGUGGUGAGACAGAGAAGGAGAUGCUUGCUUAUCCAAUUAUCUAGCUUUCAUGCCUUGCAAUCAUGUAACAGUAUAUCCAGAGUAAUUCCUGACAAGUCUUAUCUCACCCUUCCCAUCCAUAUCUCUGGAGAGAGAAAAUGGUCAUGUAGCAGCAUAUAUCAUACAGGAUCUUGAACAUCUUCUAUCUUAAGAAAUUUAUGUUAAAGAGGGUAAAACAAAACAGAACAGAACAGAACGAAGCAGAUCAGAAGAAAAUGCAAGUGACAUAGGAUUUCAAGGCAAGACAACAGGAGAUCAACACGUUGUCCAAAAAGAUACUUGCUUGUCUCUUGUAAGCAGGUAUCUUUUUGAACAAACAUGACCUUGGCAAAUAACCCAUAAGGAAAGGAAAGUAGAUCAAUGUCCGAACAUCUCUCUUCUGACCCAGGCAGGCACUGGAAGGUAGUAAUCUGUGGGACCUGUCUGAUUCCCAAGGACUUAAUAUAUAAGAAGGAUCAAGCAUGGCAUAGAGGUUGUAGUCUUUCUUAUUUCCCUAAACUCAUUAGGACUCUGUCCCUAUCUAGCAACCAAAGCAACUAGAAAAUUACAAGAAAAGUUCUUUAUCCUUGCUUCCUUUGCAUUUUCUCUUUUGUGGUAAAAUAUACGAAUUAAAAUCUACCAUUUUAAUCUUUUGUAGAUGUAUGAUUGUGUGGUAUAAAAUACAUUUUCAGUUACACAAUUUCAGUUCAGUUACACUGUACAGAAUUUUUCAUUAUCACAGACUAAAAGUUAUACCUGUGAAGCAAUAAUUUCCCACUGUUUCUCUUUCAAGUCUCCAAUAACGGUGUAUCCAACAUCGUUCUAUGAACUGUACUUCUCUGUGUACUCCAUGUGUCUACCACAGUCCAAUGUGCCUACCUUUUUUUAAAACAUUAUCAAGGUUUUGACCUUCUGUAGUGGGAUCAGAGUUUCAUUUCUUUUUAAUAGAAAA